Molecule: messenger RNA, 2940 nt
Organism: Perca flavescens (yellow perch)
Lineage: Eukaryota; Metazoa; Chordata; Actinopteri; Perciformes; Percidae
Gene: slc28a1
Product: solute carrier family 28 member 1
Exons: 18
Coding region: 712-2679 (655 amino acids)
Biological process (GO): nucleoside transmembrane transport
Cellular component (GO): plasma membrane
Molecular function (GO): nucleoside:sodium symporter activity
Source: RefSeq, a predicted model, not a curated record
AGAAGAACAUUUUUUUUAUUUGAGUUAAGUCUUAACCUAUUCAUAGUUUUGUUGAUUCACAUGCUUUUAAGAAAUGUGUUUUUCAUAAAAUAGGAGCACAAUUACUUUUUAUGACUAACUUAAAGCUGUGGUAGGUACUUUAUUCCAUAAUAAUCUUUCAGGAUAUUGUAAAUCAAGUGUUCUGAGAGAAAACUCUUCUACACCUCCUCUUGGCUCUGCAUUCAGGCUUUAGAUAAUCUAGACAGGACGGGAGACUUUGGUCAAUUACAGGUCAGAGAGCGUUCCUAUUGGCUGUUCUGCCCACGUAUUGCCCGUGCGACAGAGAGGGGAGAAGGAGAGCUGCAGGAAGAGAUCUUCCUCCUACAGAUAAGCUCAUUCAUGAUUAAUCUGCUAUGUAUCCGCCUUUAUUAUCACAUAUUGGCUUUAAAAGCUCAAAGUCAGACCCAAUGACUUCAUAUCUGUUAUCAAGAAUUCACAGCUUGUCAUCUGUUGCUCCAGUAAUUUGGCAAACUUGCUUAACAUCACGUCUAAUCAAAUGUUGCUUUAUGACUCAUUACAUUAUUUCUGUUGUAUUAUCACACUAUGUGUACUUCUUGGGACAGAUACAUAACACGUCUGUUAUUAAUGAUUAAUUGUUUCAUAGAGGGCAGACUAGGCGCAGUGUGUUUUUUACAGCACAGCAUUUGACAGCCGGGAUUAGGAGGACGCACAAUGACGGAAACCGACGUUGUCCAACUCAAAAAUUUAGCCCACACCAACGGAAAUGGUGUGGACAACCAGGCUUUUGAAAUCGAGGAGGACAACAUUACUGAUACUAGCAGCGUCAAAAGCCAGACAAAAAAGACAAAAAAGGGUUUGGGAUCAUACUUAAGCCAAGUUUCCAAGCCGAUUAAUGCCACAGAGGAUUACAUCAAGGCUCACUCAAAAACCUUCAAAUACGUUGUACUGGGCUUACUUGGAGCAGGUUAUGUGGCAUACUUCAUUGCAGCCUGUGUAUUGGAUUUCCAGAGGGCCAUCGCUCUUGUAGUCCUAACCAGUUUGGCUGUUGUUGCUAAAUCAUAUGAACUUUUGAAGGAGUACAAAGGACAAAGCAUCAGUCAGUGUUUUAGACCCGCAGUUAGAUGCUUUAAAUCUAACUUGAAAUGGUUAAAAUGGGUUUUCAUCUUAGCAGCUGUGGUCCUGCUUGUUCUGUGGCUGGCUUUAGACACAAGCCAGCGUCCUGAGCAGCUUAUCUCGUUCGGAGGUGUGUGCAUGUUCGUUGUGCUUGUGUUCCUCUUGUCAGCACACAGGACCGCGGUAUCUUGGAGGCCUGUGUUUUGGGGUCUCGGAUUGCAGUUCUGUAUUGGCCUUUUUGUUAUAAGAACGGAGCCUGGACUCAUAGCAUUCGAUUGGCUUGGAGCCCAAGUGCAGAUAUUCCUUAACUAUACCAAAGAAGGGUCAGGUUUUGUUUUUGGGAAUCUGAUCGAAAACAUUUUUGCCUUUCAAGCUUUGCCCAUUGUUGUGUUCUUCAGCAGCGUGAUGUCAGUCCUGUACUUUCUGGGGAUAAUGCAGUGGCUCAUUCUAAAGAUCUCAUGGGUUAUGCAGAUAACGAUGGGAACCUCUCCCACAGAGACCUUGAGUGUGGCAGGCAAUAUAUUUGUUGGGCAGACUGAAGCUCCGCUGCUGAUCCGCCCUUAUUUGAAAGACAUGACCAAAUCUGAGAUCCAUGCUGUUAUGACUGGCGGAUUUGCCACAAUUGCAGGCAGUGUCAUGGGGGCUUUCAUCUCAUUCGGGAUUGAUGCAUCUGCCUUGAUUUCAGCCUCUGUAAUGGCUGCUCCUUGUGCCUUGGCCAUCUCCAAACUUUCUUACCCAGAGACAGAGGAGAGUACCUUCAAGUCAGAGAAGAAUAUUAAAGUGGCUUGUGGGGAUGAAAAAAACAUCCUGGAGGCUGCUAGCAGUGGAGCAUCUGCUUCAAUAGGUCUUGUUGCUAACAUUGCAGCAAAUUUGAUAGCCUUUCUUGCCAUCCUUGAGUUCAUAAAUAAAGCUUUGAUUUGGCUUGGCAGUAUGGUGGGAUAUCCUGAAAUCACAUUUCAGAUGAUUUGCUCCUACGUAUUCAUGCCUGUGGCCUUUAUGAUGGGAGUACCAUAUGAUGAGAGUUUCACUGUGGCUGAACUAAUUGGCACUAAGCUCUUCCUCAAUGAGUUUGUAGCUUAUCAGAAACUGUCUGCACUGAAGAGCAACAGACUCAACGGACUUGAUGAAAUUGUUGAAGGCAACAGACAAUGGAUAUCUGUCCGAUCAGAAGUAAUCACCACUUAUUCUCUUUGUGGGUUUGCCAACUUCAGCUCACUGGGCAUUAUGAUUGGAGGCCUAUCCUCUAUAUGCCCAUCCAGAAGAGGUGAUGUCUCGUCUUUGGUGAUGAGAGCUAUGCUCACUGGGACUUGUGUAUCUCUCAUCAAUGCUUGCAUUGCAGGGAUCCUCUUUGUUCCUCCACUUGACUGUGUGAAGCUGUUUAAGGCAACUGCUUUCAAUGCCACAGAUGCAAAUUUACAAACUUGCUGUCAAGACCUCUUUGAAAGCACUAUUAACAAUGGGACCAUCUCGUUUGAAGGAUCAUGGAGCACUGUAGCAAAUGUCACUGUGUUUUUCUCUAAAUGUUGUCAGUGCUGUGGUCUUUCUAAUGUGGCAGUUUGUAAUUAGAGGAGAAAAAUACAUAUCAGUGUCUGGUUUUCUAUUGUAGUUAAUUACGUGCCUGUAUGUUUGUAUUUGUGUCACAGUUAAUGUAAAAAUGUAAAGCCUAUAUGCAUAUCUUUUAAAGAUAAAUGUAUCAUGUAUUAUAUUGUAAAUUAAUUCAGAUAUUGGCUUUUCUUUAAAUCCAAAGAUUAAAAGGACACACCUUCAGAAAUAUACCUCAUGAAAUAUUCAGGCAUUAAACGUCUGAAUGUAAAUAUUUCAAAUAGA